AUGUUCAAAUCAGUCGCCCGUCAGACAGCAAGGCAACUGGGCUCACGAGGCCCCGCUGCUUCAAUCGCUCGUCGCCAUGCACAUACUCCUGUAGCCUUUGACUGGACGGACCCGCUAGGCGCUAGCAACAUGUUCACCGAGGAAGAAUUGGCCAUUUCAGAGACAGCCGAGUCCUACUGUCAAGAGCGCAUGCUUCCUCGCGUGCUAGNNGUGAGUCCUACGCUUGACGAUCGCCUGCUUCAAUCGCUGACCCAAGAAGAUGCAUACAGAAACGAGGACUACGACAGAAAGAUUCUUGAAGAGAUGGGAGAACUGGGACUGCUGGGUGCUACAAUCGAAGGCUAUGGCUGUGCUGGUGUCUCUUCGGUCGCAUCGGGUCUCAUCACUCGUGCCGUUGAGAGAGUCGACUCUGGUUACCGCUCAGGAAUGUCUGUCCAGUCUUCAUUGGUCAUGGGUGGUAUCGAUGAGUUCGGUUCUCAGGAGCAGAAAGACAAGUUCCUGCCCCAGCUGGCCAAGGGUAAAAUGCUUGGUUGCUUUGGCCUGACAGAGCCGAACCACGGUAGUGAUCCUGGCAGCAUGGAGACAGUCGCCAAACCUCACCCUACCAAGAAGGGUUACUUCAGCCUGAGCGGAGCAAAGACGUGGAUCACCAACUCGCCGAUUGCAGAUGUCAUGCUCGUGUGGGCAAAGCUGCAGGAGACUGGCAAGAUUCGUGGUUUCCUGGUUGAGAGAUCCGAGUGCCCUCCAGGAACAUUGGAGACACCUCCAUUGAAGAACAAGAACGGUCUGAGAGCCUCCCUUACUGGUAUGAUUCAGUUGGAUGAUUGCCCAGUACCGGAAGCAAACAUGUUCCCACACAUUGAGGGCUUGAGAGGACCUUUCAGCUGUCUCAACGGAGCCCGUUAUGGUAUUGCUUGGGGCACUAUGGGCGCUCUCGAGGACUGCAUCGCAAGAACGAGACAGUACGCCCUGGAGCGAAAGCAAUUCAAGAACAACCCGAUCGCCAAAUACCAGUUGGUGCAGAAGAAGCUCUCUGAUGCAACCACAGACGCGGCCUACGGUAUUCUUGCUGCGUUGCAAGUUGGUCGUCUAAAGGAUGAGGGCAAGGCCGCCCCUGAGAUGAUCUCAAUGAUCAAGAGACAAAACUGCGACAGAGCUUUGGUGAACGCACGAGUGNNUUGCAAGAAGUCUUUGGAGGAAAUGCUGUCAGUGACGAGUACCACAUCGGAAGACAUGUGGCGAACUUGUUUGUCACUCAGACGUAUGAGGGCCAGAGCGAUAUUCAUGNCUCUUAUUCUUGGCCGCGCAAUCACUGGUAUUCAAGCUUUCUGCUAA
Molecule: messenger RNA, 1335 nt
Organism: Aureobasidium vineae
Lineage: Eukaryota; Fungi; Ascomycota; Dothideomycetes; Dothideales; Saccotheciaceae
Source: the annotation of a GenBank genome assembly